This is a messenger RNA of Diaporthe citri, 1764 nucleotides long. RefSeq lists its product as uncharacterized. The record is from RefSeq and is a predicted model, not a curated record. The transcript has a single exon. Lineage: Eukaryota; Fungi; Ascomycota; Sordariomycetes; Diaporthales; Diaporthaceae. The coding region runs from base 1 to 1764 and encodes 587 amino acids.
AUGGCUAUGCGCCAUCUGAGGCGCCCGUCUGUCGAACGCACGCUCUGGGUCGACGCGCUAUGCAUCAACCAACGUGACCCCGUGGAGCGCAGCCAACAGGUCCGCCUGAUGAGAGACAUCUACGCCCGUUGCACUGUUGAUCUUGCCUGGAUGCUGACGGCACAAAACGUGUCAAGGCUUCCGGCACGGAUUGCUGAACUCCACAGAGCCUUUGAGCUAAUGAAGAGAAUCAGUUUCAAGGAUACCGAGACCUUGGCCAAGAUGCGCGAUGGGCCAUCGCAUGCACACAGUCGGAACACUGUGCCUGGGGCUUUCCUGCUCGGUGUUGAGGAACAAGAAGCACUCAUCGCGGCUUUUGGCUACACGGACAUCUGGUACCGCAUCUGGACCAUGCAUGAACUUGCGUAUGCGCCACAGGUGAGGUUGGUGGCGGGUCCUCAUGAGCUAGACUGGGCUGUGGUGGCCACAUUCCUCGGGGACAGACCCUACGCCGACGCGUUCCAUGCGGCCUUCGGCCAUCGUGGCGGUGGCAGGGCUCUUGAUCUUUUCUUUUCGGGAUCUGUGAGGGUGCACGAUCAACGGCGAGCUCUUUGGGACGGAAACUACAGGUCAACUCUCCUGGAUGUCCUCGCCCGGUUCCAGCAAAAUGGGGCUACUGACCCGAGAGACUGCGUGUACGGCAUCCUGGGCUUAGUGACAGACCAGCACGGCAUUGUCGUUGACUACACUAAAUCAGCUACGCAAGUCUUCGUGGAUACAGCGGUCUCACUCAUCAAGGCCUCGCAAAACCUUGAUGUCCUCUGUCAGACGGCCUGGAUGGCUCGUUCUCGCUCCGAAAGUCCGCACGAGCUACCAAGCUGGGUGCCUGACUUCUCUGCCCGCGUCUACUCUGACGCACACGGGGCAAUUCUUUUCGCCCAGCGCGGCAUUUAUGCAGCUGGUCGGGCAUGUCUCAAAGCUCGAUGUCGUCCCAUCAACCACCAAUUCUUGCCCGUCAAGGCAGUGGUCCUCGGUUGCUUGCGCGGUGACUACAUCACGCAAUCCAGUCGUUACACCUUAAAUUCGGUCGAAAAAUGUCGCAAGUGGCUGGUAGAUGGGUCUUCCAGCAUCAAAAACCGAGUAUGGCCCUUAUUUGGGGCGCCGUUCGAGUGGCUUGAGACGUCUGGACUCGGAGUCGACAUAUUGGACGGUGAGAUACCAUAUAGAAGAACUGGAGAAGCUGCAAUCCGAGCAUAUUGGCGCACGCUGGUCAUGGAUUGCGGUGCCUAUCCUAUCGAACGACUCGCAGAGCAAGACAAACUGCAAACUGAUGUUGCUUUCAAAAGCAUCCUUGAAUUUUUAAACGACAAGCUCAGAGCUUCAGCAUCGGGGGAAGCUCGCGGAAGACCUAUGGAUACAAAAGAUCCUCGCAAGCACUUCACAUGGAGUGGAGACGAUGAGGUGUCCAAUGAGACUUUGACUAGCCUCUGGGAAAGUAUGCCGAAAACGGUAUCGACGAUGUGGUGUCGGAAUUAUCAGAACUGGAUGUUCUCGGUGACGAAUAAUGGCCUGUACAUAAUGGUUCGAGAUGCAAUGGCUGGAGAUACGAUAGUUUCCGUCGAAGGAGCCAAGGUGCCGUUGAUAUUGCGCAAACUAGGAAGUCACGAUGGCGUCAAAACAUACAGCCUUGUAGGGACAGCCUAUGUGCACGGAUUCAUGGAUGGGGAGGCAUUGAACUUGGUGGAAGAAGGGGCUUUGCACGAGGAGGAAAUUCUUUUGCGGUGA